Molecule: messenger RNA, 2976 nt
Organism: Scaptodrosophila lebanonensis
Lineage: Eukaryota; Metazoa; Arthropoda; Insecta; Diptera; Drosophilidae
Gene: alpha-Cat
Product: catenin alpha
Exons: 12
Coding region: 80-2815 (911 amino acids)
Biological process (GO): cell migration; cell-cell adhesion
Cellular component (GO): actin cytoskeleton; catenin complex; adherens junction
Molecular function (GO): beta-catenin binding; actin filament binding; cadherin binding
Source: RefSeq, a predicted model, not a curated record
CACGUAUUGGAGGAUUUUCAAUUGUAAAUUCCGUGCUUGCUUUUAAAUAUUAUACUGAAAUAGUGAAAGAACGAAUAAAAUGGGUACACUAUCUGAUUUCGGACAAAUUGCAUUAAAGUGGGAUCCCAAAAACCUUGAAAUACGUACCAUGUCAGUUGAGAAAACCUUAGAGCCUUUGGUUUUACAAGUUACAACACUUGUGAAUACAAAGGGUCCAAGUAAAAAGAAAAAAGGUAAAUCAAAGCGUGCAAGUGCGUUAGUUGCUGCCGUUGAAAAAGCAACCGAAAACUUUAUUCAAAAGGGAGAGCAGAUUGGCUAUGAAAAUCCGGACAUUACCCAAGAAAUGCUGGCCGCCGUUGAUGAAGUACGUAAAACUGGAGAUGCUAUGAGAGUAGCGGCUAGGGAAUUUUCUGAGGAUCCAUGUAGUUCAUUAAAACGCGGUAACAUGGUGCGGGCAGCAAGAAACUUGCUAUCUGCUGUAACACGAUUAUUGAUAUUGGCUGACAUGGUUGACGUUCAUUUGUUGUUGAAGUCCUUACAUAUUGUUGAAGACGAUUUAAAUAAAUUAAAAAAUGCUUCGAGCCAAGAUGAACUUAUGAGUAAUAUGAGACAAUUUGGUCGUAACGCUGGAGAACUCAUAAAACAAGCAGCAAAGCGUCAACAAGAACUUAAAGAUCCUCAAUUGCGCGAUGAUUUAGCUGCAGCUCGGGCUAUGCUGAAAAAACAUUCAACUAUGCUCUUAACUGCAUCUAAGGUGUACGUGCGUCAUCCAGAAUUAGACUUAGCUAAAGUAAACAGAGACUUUAUUCUCAAACAAGUUUGUGACGCUGUAAACACUAUUAGUGACGUCGCACAGGGAAAAUCUUCUCAGCCAACUGACAUAUACAGUGGCGCUGGCGAGUUAGCUGCAGCUUUAGACGACUUUGACGAGGGUAUUGUAAUGGAUCCAAUGACGUAUAGUGAAAAGCGCUCUCGGCAGUUAUUGGAAGAGCGGUUGGAAAGUAUUAUUAGCGCUGCGGCACUAAUGGCAGAUGCAGAUUGUACACGGGAUGAACGGCGUGAAAGGAUUGUGGCUGAAUGUAAUGCCGUACGACAGGCUUUGCAGGAUUUGCUUUCAGAAUACAUGUCAAACAUGGGCCAAAAAGAUAACAGUCCUGGACUCGAUCGUGCUAUUGAUCAAAUGUGCCGUAAAACGCGUGAUUUGCGUCGUCAAUUGAGGAAAGCUGUUGUUGAUCAUGUCUCUGACUCAUUUUUGGAAACAACGACUCCUUUGAUUGAUUUAAUUGAGGCUGCCAAAUCUGGAAACGAAAAAAAAGUGCGCGAAAAAGCCGAAAUAUUUACAAAGCAUGCUGAAAAACUUGUUGAAGUUGCUAAUCUAGUAUGCAGCAUGUCUAACAAUGAGGAUGGCGUUAAAAUGGUCCGCUAUGCCGCGGCACAAAUCGAAAGUCUUUGUCCACAAGUAAUAAAUGCAGCAUCAAUUCUCACAGUUCGGCCUAAUUCAAAGGUAGCCCAAGAAAACAUGUCAGCUUAUCGUCAGGCAUGGGAAGUGCAAGUUCGAAUAUUAACGGAAGCCGUUGAUGACAUUACAACCAUUGAUGACUUUUUGGCAGUUUCCGAAAAUCAUAUUCUAGAGGAUGUAAAUAAAUGUGUAAUGGCAUUGCAAAUUGGCGAUUCCACGGACUUGCGUAUAACAGCUGGAGCCAUUCAGGGUCGUUCAGCAAGAGUAUGCAAUGUAGUCGAAGCAGAAAUGGACAACUAUGAGCCCUGCAUUUACACAAAACGGGUACUUGAAGCCGUUAAAGUAUUGCGAGAGCAAGUUAUGACUAAAUUUGAUCAGCGUGUUGAUUCCGCCGUCGAAGCACUUUCAGCUAAUAUCAACAAGGACGUGGAUGAGAAUGACUUUAUUGAUGCUUCACGCUUAGUUUAUGAUGGUGUGCGUGAAAUACGACGAGCAGUUUUAAUGAACCGAAGCUCUGAAGACCUUGAUACAGAUACAGAAUUUGAACCAGUAGAAGAUUUAACAUUGGAAACACGUAGUAGAUCGAGUGCGCAUACAGGUGAUCAGACAGUUGAUGAAUAUCCAGACAUAAGCGGUAUUUGUACUGCUAGAGAGGCAAUGCGUAAAAUGACCGAAGAGGACAAGCAAAAAAUUGCUCAACAAGUGGAGCUGUUCCGUCGGGAAAAGCUUACUUUCGACUCUGAGGUUGCUAAGUGGGAUGAUACUGGUAAUGAUAUAAUCUUCUUGGCAAAACAUAUGUGUAUGAUAAUGAUGGAGAUGACAGACUUUACUAGGGGGCGUGGACCUUUAAAGACAACGAUGGAUGUUAUUAAUGCAGCUAAAAAAAUAUCAGAAGCUGGAACCAAACUGGACAAACUUACUCGAGAAAUAGCUGAACAGUGCCCAGAGAGCAGUACCAAAAAAGACCUAUUGGCCUAUUUACAACGCAUUGCUCUUUAUUGCCAUCAAAUUCAAAUAACUUCAAAGGUGAAAGCGGAUGUUCAAAAUAUAAGUGGCGAACUUAUAGUUUCUGGGUUGGACAGCGCAACAUCAUUGAUUCAAGCUGCUAAAAAUCUUAUGAACGCUGUAGUACUUACGGUUAAAUACUCAUAUGUUGCUUCAACAAAAUAUACAAGACAAGGAACUGUAACAUCUCCCAUUGUGGUAUGGAAAAUGAAAGCACCGGAGAAGAAACCGCUGGUACGCCCAGAAAAACCAGAAGAAGUUCGUGCGAAAGUUCGUAAGGGAUCCCAGAAGAAAGUUCAAAACCCGAUUCAUGCAUUAUCUGAAUUCCAAAGUCCUGCUGAUGCUGUUUGAGAAAAAUUAACAACAAUUCUGUAUUCGGUAUUAAAGAAUUAAUAUUCAACUAUUUAUUAUAACAUAAAAAUGUGACAAUUAAUAUUUAAACACAAUGAAAGUGUGACUACAAUUAUUGAAAAAUAAAGAGCACAGCAUAUAUGCAACAUUCAUAUCCAUAA